Ruditapes philippinarum (Manila clam) is the source of this 2026-nucleotide messenger RNA. Its product is annotated as 1-deoxyxylulose-5-phosphate synthase YajO-like. The coding region runs from base 440 to 1507 and encodes 355 amino acids. Lineage: Eukaryota; Metazoa; Mollusca; Bivalvia; Venerida; Veneridae. The transcript has 8 exons. Gene Ontology annotation, molecular function: oxidoreductase activity. The record is from RefSeq and is a predicted model, not a curated record.
AAAUUUGAUGAGAAUGAUUAUCAGUGAAUUUCUAAAUAUAUUUCUUAAUUAUCUUUUGCAUAUCUUUCUGUUUUCAGUGCCCCAGCUUAUCUAUGUAAAUAAUUAAAUUUUAUGUUUCUAGGCUUUAGACCUCAGUGGAGUUCCUUUAAAUCGAUAAUUAAUCAAUGUACUGUUUAUUUGCCAGUGUUAUCACAAAUAAAGGGGGACGGGUGAAAUACGUUAGGUUAAAUAAAAUGGAACAUUGGGAUACUACAUGGUUAUUGAGCAAAAGUUUAUUCAACUUUAUCUGACAUUUUAUGACCUUAAAUUCUUUUGUUUCUACAGUGAAAUCGUAAACAUUACUUACCAUUACAAGACGUUUAAAAUAUAAAAGAAUAGAGGUUGUAUCAUAAAAGUUUAAUAAUAAGGUAGGCAAAAGUUUCUAAAGUCAACGUACACAAUGGCGAAGGAAAUAGCUGUUGAAUAUAAUUACCUCGGUAAGACAGGAGUUCGAGUUUCAAAUCUAUGCCUUGGUACCAUGACGUUCGGAGACGGCGUAAUGCCAGUUCCAACCCAGCUCAAUGAAGAAAUGUCACACAAAUUGAUGGACAGAUAUUCUGAACUAGGAGGUAAUUUCCUAGACACCGCUGAUAUGUAUGGUAUCGGUGCGUCGGAGCGGGUGGUUGGCAGUUGGCUUAAAAAAAGCAAUCGCAGUAAAUUUGUCCUCGCAACAAAAGUGAGAUAUCAGACUGAUUUUAAAAACGUAAACAAAGUUGGCUUAAGCAGACGACAUAUUGUUGAAAGCUGCGAAGGAAGCCUGGAACGACUGCAAACAGACUACAUAGAUCUAUACCAGUCGCAUGCUUGGGAUAAUGGCACUCCGAUCGAAGAGACGCUGAGGACAUUUGACGAUCUCGUGAGAUGCGGGAAAAUACGAUAUUUUGGUGUUUGUAACGUCUGCGGAUGGCAGCUUCAAAAAAUUGCCGAUAAAAUUGAGAUGAUGGGCCUCAAUUCAUGUGCUACACUUCAGCAACAAUAUAAUCUACUUGCGCGGCAAUCUGAGUUUGAAGAAUUCAUGGUGUGUGAAAACGAAGGCAUUGGAGUCUUACCCUGGAGUCCAUUAAAAGGCGGACUUCUAACCGGGAAAUUUGAGGAAAACAAAACACCAGACGCAAAAGGAAGUAGAAUUGGAUUUAUCCAUCAAGACGAGUCUAAAGCAAUGCAAUGCGUGCCAGCAUGGAGUAAAUAUAACGAUGAUGGUAACUACUGGAAGCUUAUGGACGCCUUAAAAGAUAUAGCUAAAGAACAUGGUAAAACGGUCCCUCAGGUAUCACUCCGCUGGCUUCUACAGAAAGAUGUCGUCUGUUCAGUUAUUAUUGGAGCUACGUCUUUAAAACAACUUGAAGAUAAUAUGGGCGCAAGUACAGGAUGGGCACUGACAGACGAGGAGAUGUCACGGCUCGAUGACGUCAGUCCGAAAGUAACAAUGUAUCCAUACGAUGCGUACAAUAUGGGGACCAGGAGCUGAAUCCACUCAACCGAACUCAAUUCAAAGAUAACAGUGUCGGAAAUAAUGUGCAACAAAACAUGAUAUUUGUUUACAUAAUAUACUUUGUAUUAUGUUUUGUUAUUACGAAUGAAGAAGACGAAAAUCUGGUGAAAGUGUAAUCAUUCGGAAGCAUUAAUCACAACAAAAUUAUAUGAAAUUACAGACACGGUAUUUAGGUGGAUAUUCUUGUAAUUUUAAGCGAGACGCACGUUACCUCCUUUGUUUAUUCUCCUUGAAUGGAGCCAUUUCCAUCUUUGUAGUGAAAUCUUAAUGAUACAUUAAGUUUGCGGUAUUCUAAUGAUUAUAACACGACUACCAGAAGGGCAUUCGUUUUUUAAUUUAAUAAUGAAUACUAGCUAACUAUCUCAGCACCAAGAGUUCAUACCAUGAUUUGAUGUCCAUUUGGCACCCCAAAAAGGACUGUAGUCCAGAAAAAGUUGCAGAUUAUAAAAAAAACGACGUAAAAAGACAUGUAAAAGGGCGAUAUCUACGGAAGAG